GUGAGUCUGUCUGACGGACAGCCACUGCACAACAUGUCAGCUCUUUCCUUGUCUAACAGCAAUCUGACUUGUGUUUGUAUUACAAAAUCUUUUAUAAUUCUCAAGCUGGACAAAGAGAUCAAGAGGUCAAGUUGCAGAACGUGUCGGGAGUCUCUUUUGACUUUUUUCUGCGAUUCAGUGUGUUGGAUCUAAGGAAGCAGACUCUUAGUGCUGCAGAAUUGCCAUGGGGAAGAAAAAAAAAACGGCCGAAGGGAAGACAAUCACCUUGAAAGCGGCUCAGAACUGCGUGGAGUUGACGCUGGAGGGCAAACGUCGUUUGAAUCUCAGAUUCAAGGAGCUCGCCGUGGUUCCGAAGUGCAUCCAGAAGCUGUGUGUAAUGGAUGAACUGGACCUGAGCAGGAACAGGAUCAGAAUGGUCCCCGACUUUAUUGACAGUUUCAUCAGCAUCUGUGCUCUGGAUCUGCACAGCAACUAUCUGGAGCAGCUCCCCGGGGCUAUCGGCCGUCUCCGGAACCUGCUGGUUUUGAACCUGUGCAACAACCGUCUGACGAGCCUCCCCAGCGAGCUCGGCCUGCUGAAGAACCUCCACAUGCUCAACCUGUGCAUCAACCAGCUGGAUGCUCUUCCCUCCUCCUUCGGUGCGUUGAAGGAGCUCUGCCACAUCAGCCUCUCCGACAACCGAUUCACCCGCUUCCCCGGCUGCCUCUCCAGUCUGGACAAGCUACAGAAGGUCAACAUGGCCAGGAACCCCAUCCUCGCCAAGGAGUCAGCCGGUCACGAGUCCCUCAUGAUGACAGAGAGGUUUUAUAUGGUCAAGGAGAGCGUCCUGUGUGGGGUCUGCCUGAAUAAGUGCCAAGCUGAGAGGAAGGAAUUGGAGGAAUAGGAGCCAGAAUGACAAGAUGACAAGGAGAUGUUGGGAUUGGUUUCUCUUUAAAUAACACACAUGUCGGAAAUUUCAAUAAAUGUGCAGAAAUAUCAUGUGCUGUUAAUGUGUACACUGCAUGUGUUGACUAUCUCUUUGGCCUAGAGGGCAGCAGAGACUCUACCAGAAGCAACAAAUACCGACACCUUCGUCACACAGCACCGUUCUGUCUUUGACGUUUCUGUCAUUGAUUCUAAAUGCAAGAAACUGAUGUGACGCAUCUUUAAUUUCAGCAAAAGUAGUCUGUAGGCACCAUCGUGGAUGCUUAUGUGUUUAUUUGAAACGUCUUUAAAAAAAGGAGGAAAGAAAAAGGCUGCGCUGAUAUCUGCUCAUCAUGUGCACUCCUCACGGUAGUAAACGUUAAGUGUUAACUUAGUCACAGCAGUGCAAUGGAUGCUCU
Anarrhichthys ocellatus (wolf-eel) is the source of this 1322-nucleotide messenger RNA. RefSeq names its product leucine rich repeat containing 18b (gene lrrc18b). Bases 224 to 883 code for a protein of 219 amino acids. Lineage: Eukaryota; Metazoa; Chordata; Actinopteri; Perciformes; Anarhichadidae. Gene Ontology annotation, molecular function: protein binding. Gene Ontology annotation, cellular component: cytoplasm. The transcript has 3 exons. The record is from RefSeq and is a predicted model, not a curated record.